Drosophila miranda is the source of this 989-nucleotide messenger RNA. RefSeq lists its product as uncharacterized. The transcript has a single exon. The record is from RefSeq and is a predicted model, not a curated record. Bases 63 to 905 code for a protein of 280 amino acids. Lineage: Eukaryota; Metazoa; Arthropoda; Insecta; Diptera; Drosophilidae.
UACUUAGCCAUCAAUACGUUUCAGAAUUUAUAGAACAUAUUUAAAUUCGAAGUAAUCAAAAAAUGAGCGGUCUCGAAAUUAAUAAAUCCAAAGCUGUAGAUGAGGGUGAUGCUAAAACCAUCGAUCGUCAUAUUUACAAGCAGGGCCACUGCAUGGAAGAUGACGUCUAUACGUGCUUGCUUAGACGACAUGUACAUAGAUAUCCCGAAGAUGGUAGCCACAAGAUGUGGGUGCUUCCGCAACUAAUAAUACUCUUCUCAACUGGAGAUGUAAGCCAGGUAACUAAAGCAAUUGUAAAGGAUAUGAUGCACCCGAUUGGGAGUGGCCUGGUCGCCAGCGUUCUUGUGGAAGAAUCGAUACGUGAGGAGGUGAUUCAAAAAAUUAGCGCUAACUUAAAACCAAUGGAUGAACGGCUGCACCAACAUCCAAAUUACCUGAGAUCGCUCAAGCUCAUAGACCGCAUGAAUUGCUCAACCAUACACAUAGAGGAGUACGAGGACGGGGACACUGAAAAGAGGUAUAGCCACAUAAAGCCUGGUUCCCCCGUAGUGGUAUUGGAUUUCCCGCAACACUAUUUCGGUGACAAACCGACAGCUGUAAUAACUAUGAGCACCUUUCGAAACUUCAAUGAAGUUGUAAAACUAUACAAACGGGAGGGUUUGAGCUUCGAUUCGGUUUCUGUGUGGUCACUUAAGUUGGCGCAGUGCUUCGAGCUGGUGACUAGGCUGCCGCAGCCCUUACACUGGACUUUUAAUAGUAUGAAUGUGCCGGUUGACUUCCUGAUCAAAACUCCUCAAUCGAACGCAUCAGUUUCCGUAACCCAAAACAUGCACUACGAGCUCCAUGCCAUCAACGGAGAAUAUAAAACAAUUGCUUUUCCCAUUUGUCACGACCUUGAAAAUUGAUAUUCCGCGGAAUCAAUAUACCAUGUAAUACAAAUUUAUAAAUAGAGGAGCCCAAAUGACUCGACCGAUUUGUAGGAAAUGUUU